GUUUGUUUUUGUUAUUCGGCGUGCUAAUCCAUGUGACAACAAACGGGGGAUCUACAUAUGCAUUAAGGUUCUAAACGUGAACAAUCAAGCCACAUUCGACCAGCCACAUCUAUUGAAUAUGACUGGAAGCCUAAUACUUCUUACCUCCGUUGCAAUCUUGUAAAAGAAGCGAUAGCAACGCAGAUUUGUGCUUCAUAAUAAAACAAAUAUCAUCUCAUACGCUUGUGUUUCAAACAAAAAGCCUUUAUAUUGCAAAUGCUCAUUUGCAAAAGAAGAUGGCGGGUGGAACGAUUCACGAACCAACGCCACUCCUUCUUUCAGAUGACGAGAAACAUAUCCUAGGUUUACACGAUCGCCUUCAGCAGCUUCAAUUAGAGAUCACUUUACUCACAGCCCAGAAAAAUUACGACCCACGUAGAAAUCCGCCUGCAGGAGAUGGGAGCAUAGAAGCAGCCCAGAAAGCUCUUCUGGAUUCAAGAUCUAAAUAUGUCCUCCGGAAUCAAGUAGUAGACAGCGUUGUGGCCGCCAAUCCAAUCUUACAAGCAGUACAUAAUGGUACAAAAGCAUCUCCCAUAGAAAGGGACUUACUGCCCAUUCUAGAACAGCGCGAUCAAUCAUCUUCAGCGUUAGCACAGCAGUCCUCGGAGUUACGCACGCUGCUUGACGAAAUUACGGAGGUGGAGAGUCAGAGUCUACGUCUCGGUCGCGAGAACGUGGAGCUGGCGUCCAAGUUGCUCGAACUUGCUGAGCAGACAAAUCGGAAUAAGGCAGAGGCAGUUAACAUGCAUCCGGAACAGGCAGCUGAGAUCACAAGCCUGGAGGGCCAAGUUAAGCUAAGUAGACAGAGAUGGCGGGUCCUGAAAGGCACUGCAAGCGCAGUGGUUGCCGGUAGUGGAGUUGAUUGGUCUAGAGAUUCUGAGCUGAGAGAUAUUGUUUUGGACCCUGAAAACGAGGAUGAAGUGUGAUAAAGGGGUUCAGAUUCCAAGUAUUGAUGAGAAGAGCACGUUCGAUGAUACCCACCGGAGUAAUAAUCAAUAAUCUCACUAAUCUGGCAAUG
Messenger RNA from Daldinia vernicosa, 1057 nucleotides. RefSeq names its product centromere protein H (CENP-H)-domain-containing protein. Gene Ontology annotation, biological process: kinetochore assembly. Bases 276 to 965 code for a protein of 229 amino acids. The transcript has 3 exons. Gene Ontology annotation, cellular component: kinetochore. The record is from RefSeq and is a predicted model, not a curated record. Lineage: Eukaryota; Fungi; Ascomycota; Sordariomycetes; Xylariales; Hypoxylaceae.